UUUGAGUGAGCGACAACAAAAUCGCGUUGUUUUCGAGUAUAUACACGUGUUUUUUCUCCUCUCCAACAUGUCGGCAUCACCUAUGGCAAGACAAGUGACCGAGAGUAAGGCCAUUCCGACUAAAAAAGUCCUUAUCAACGACCCCUCUGAACUGCCAUCGCAUUAUUCCUCCACGCCGGGAGGCACCCUCUACUCAACCACUCCGGGAGGUACGAAAAUAGUCUACGAGAAGGCUUUCUUAAUGAAUUUACGCAACUCUCCUAUUUCGAAAACUCCUCCGAGUUACGGAAUCCCUGAACACUUGAUGCGGGGAAAAACGAAUUGUAACGGAGUCCCCAGCAGACGGUUUUCACCUCCGACUAAAAACCAUUCAGCGAAAAUCGAAGAUUCGCACGACGAACACCAGUUCCAAAUCGACAUUUAGUUCUAAGUUUUUGUUUAGUUUUAGUAUUUUCUUAUGUAUUGUGAGAGGAUACUCGAAGUCAUACUUGAUCUUAUCUGAUCAAAAGAUUGAGUUUUAUUGUUACAAAAGUUAAAACGUAGAAAAUUGACAACUGAUAAGGAAUUUUACAAUGGCGAUAAGUCGCACGACUUAAUAAUUACACAAAAUGAGGACACUUUUGCCGUUUUAAGAUUUGUUAUUGUAUAUUUUCUUUUGUAUUAUUUAAUGCUUUUCGUAAUAAAACUUAAAAAAAAUGAGCGUUUUAU
Messenger RNA from Tribolium madens (black flour beetle), 708 nucleotides. RefSeq names its product eukaryotic translation initiation factor 4E-binding protein (gene Thor). Gene Ontology annotation, molecular function: eukaryotic initiation factor 4E binding. The record is from RefSeq and is a predicted model, not a curated record. Gene Ontology annotation, biological process: negative regulation of translational initiation. Gene Ontology annotation, cellular component: cytoplasm. NCBI's taxonomy places the organism in Eukaryota, Metazoa, Arthropoda, Insecta, Coleoptera, Tenebrionidae. The transcript is spliced from 2 exons. Bases 68 to 424 code for a protein of 118 amino acids.